Moesziomyces antarcticus is the source of this 2568-nucleotide messenger RNA. Its product is annotated as lipase class 3. The record is from RefSeq and is a predicted model, not a curated record. The transcript has a single exon. Gene Ontology annotation, biological process: lipid metabolic process. Lineage: Eukaryota; Fungi; Basidiomycota; Ustilaginomycetes; Ustilaginales; Ustilaginaceae. Bases 1 to 2568 code for a protein of 855 amino acids.
AUGAAUCCGCAACCACCGGGAUCUUUCGAUGGUGCCAACGAACCAGCCCAAUCAAUCCAACCUCCCGCCGUGGAGCAAAGCAUUCCCGUGCAGGAGCCUCUGUCGCCGCAAGAGAAGCUGGAGGUCGAGGAGGAGCGUCAAGAGGCAGCGAGCUUGAACGAGGCGGCGCUUUCGAUUCCCGACUCGGAGGCCGAUGACGAUGCAGCUUCGACCUACGAACCGGCCAACGAAGCUGUGCCUGGAGACGCAGGCGUCGUCGUUGGCGGUGGCAACCCCGUAGACUGGCAGGGCGUGCUGGGCCACUCGGCCUCGGGUCUUGGGGCCGCAAAUGCAGCCACCUCUGCCUACUUCAACUUUGCGCGCACCGCCACCGCGUUCGGCCUCAAUGUGGCCAAGCGUGUCACACAGGGUCUCGUUGCCGUUCCCGCGCUCUUAGCGGACGGCGCCCUCACUGGCACAGCUCCCGGCGACACGUCAGGAACUCCCUCCAUCGCCCGGGUCGCCCAUUCGGGCAUCGCAAGCUUCUUCGACACUAUUUCCCUGGUCGCCGUCGGCGGCAUCGACCUCACGAGCGCAGUCACUAGUGCAGGCCUCGGUGCAGCCUCAUCGGGCGUCGAAGGCGUUCGCCGCUCGCUCGGCUCCGAGGUGCUGCGCAGCUUGCUCGAGUUCUCCAAGCUCGUCAAGCGCGAGUGGAGUGCCGAGGACGACUCGCUUCCGCCGGGAGGUAUCCCGGCCUACUCGAUCGUCGGCCUCAUCAAGGCGCUCACCACCUGGGUCUCGAUCCAGCUCGUCACGCGCAAGUUCCAGGAGUCCCGCAUCCUGCAAGGCCUCGACGAGAUCGAUACCGACAAACUCAAGAGCGACGUCGAGGCGCUCAAACAGACCCACCAUGUCAAUGUCACCGCAGCACCGCUCGUUCCCAUCACGGCAGGCGGUCAAGCGGAACAGACUGCAGACGCCGCCCAGUCAGGACAGUCAGAUGUUAGGAUCACGUCGAAUCAGACCCUCUCCGGCGAUGCUGGUAGCGUCAUCGGUGCCGAGAUCGGCCACAGGGAUGGAUCGAGUGCGAGGCUGCCGGGCUCUACGCUGUCCGACGAGCCCGCUAGGCCGCUGUCGGAUGCAGAGGCCAUACACAACUUGCAGCGCUACUCGAAGCUCGUCCUGGGCGUGUACGGUGGCAUGGCGCUCUACUGGCUCAACUCGAUGCCUCAGGGUAGCCAGACCACCAGCACCCAAAUUGCUGCUCCGGCCUCUGGUGCCAACGGCAUCAUCUUUUCAGCCGAAGACGAGUUCAUGCGCAAAGAUCAGGCCGAGUUCCUCGAAGCUGCCGCGCAGAUGGAGCUUUCGGAUGACGAGGACGAUGAGGAUGCUGCAACGCCGCCGCAGGCAGCUGCCGCAGCCACCAACGGCCAUGCCUCGUCGUACAACCUCUGGGAUGUGAUCUCGGGCACACACGAUGAAGACCUCUUCCACCACACUGCGAAUCUCGAGCGGGGUGCUGCGGCGCAUGGCCAAUACGACGAAGACCACGCCUCUGCGUCUCAACGCCCUCCGCACAACCCGAACCAAAAGGCGCGUCCGAGCAAGCCGCGCUUCUACGUGGUGACGGACCACCCGCGCAAGACGAUCAUCCUGGUGCUGCGAGGUACGCUGUCGGUGGGCGAUGUGGCAGCCGACCUGACGUGCGAGUCGGUUGCGUUCCGCUUCGAUGCCAAUGUGCAAGCGAGCAUGGACAAGGCGGUGGUCGCGGCGGGAACAGAGGCAACGGGGCGUAGCGGGAUUUUCGUCGAUGAUUCUGUGCAGGAUCUGUGCCACGAGGGCAUGUACAUUACGGCGCAGGAGAUCGGUGCGCCCGGACGCGCGGUGCAUCGCUCGGUGGGUGCGGCGCUGGCAGCUAAUCCGGGCUACUCGAUCGACAUUACGGGUCACUCGCUCGGGGCGGGUGUGGCGUCCGUGCUUGCCAUGAUGUGGGCCGAUCCGACGACGGGGCUGACCACGGCUUCGUCCCGCCUACCUGCGGGGCGUCGACUGCACGCGUACUGCUUUGCCGUGCCAUGCGUGACAAGUGCAGCCCUGGGAAAGAAGGUGAGCUCGAUCAUCACCUCGUUUACCUACUCGUACGAUCUCGUGUGCCGCCUGUCGCUGGGUUCGAUCCAGGAUAUCCGCAACGGAAGCGCGUGGCUGUGCUACCAGGACAAGAUGGCCGCACACGGCGAUGGGACGAUGAAUGCGCUCAUGAAGCGCGCCUUCGAGUACCAGUCCGGCCGCAUGCAGGAGGCGGCGAGCAAGGAGACGGAACACGAAAUGCUCGUGCUCAGGAAGACGCUCGAGGCGAAUAUGCACAAUACCCACCUCUUCCCUCCCGGCAAGGUGCUGUAUGCCCUCACGAGUGGCGAUGAUCUUCUCGCCGAAGAGGGCGAGACCCACAAGAAGCAGCGCCUGUUUAGGGUGAAGGAUGAUAAGGAGGCGCUCAAGAAGGUGUUUGGCCAAAUCAUCUUUUCGAGAAACAUGCUCUCGUGCCACAUGCCCAAUGUCUACGAUGCCCGUCUCCACGACCUCACCCGCUAG